Messenger RNA from Chironomus riparius, 468 nucleotides. The record is from the annotation of a GenBank genome assembly. Lineage: Eukaryota; Metazoa; Arthropoda; Insecta; Diptera; Chironomidae.
AUGCGAGGCACAAGUUUUAAGCAUUUGCUACGUUUAUUGCAUUUGCUACGUUUAUUGCAUUUUCUAUUAGGCCAGUCAACGAGUACGAACGAACGAGAGAGCACACAAGUUUCAUCUAUUUCUCUCAUAAGUAAUUUUUUUGAUACGAUCACGUCACAUAAAUUCUAUUUUAUUAUUUUCUAUAAUUCUCGUACACUUCACUUCUCCUUCUCUUCAUUCACACAUAACACACAUUAUUUGUUAAACGUAUGUGUAUUAACGUGUACUAAUAAAUUGAAGCGGCGAGUGGACAAAAAGAACAAGAAGUAUUUGUUAUUUUUUUCAUAUCCGAAACGGUCGCUAAAUAAUAAUAAGAACACACACCUCAAGCCACACGGUGAAGAGAGAAUUUACCGAAAAAAAAAUAUUUCAUUUUAUGUAAUUGAGGAACAGCGGAUGCACAGAGACAAUAAGAUCCAAAAAUUCUAG